Messenger RNA from Copidosoma floridanum, 1754 nucleotides. RefSeq lists its product as uncharacterized. NCBI's taxonomy places the organism in Eukaryota, Metazoa, Arthropoda, Insecta, Hymenoptera, Encyrtidae. The record is from RefSeq and is a predicted model, not a curated record.
UCAAUACAUAUACUUGCUGUAACUUCGUGUGUCCAGCUUAAUCAACCAACGCUCCAAGCGAUAAGUGAGAAAUCUCAAGGACACCACUUUCGAAAAACCGUAGCUGGAACAGAGAUGAGCAAAAGGUGUAGAAAAGUCCUUGGUUUGAAGGAGGCCACUGUCAGUAGGUGAAAAGACAGCCAGGCUUUAUUAAGUAUUUCGCUGCCCAUUGGUGAGGUCUUGUGUUGUGUGUGUUGUGGACAAAAAAAAAAGAAAAAUCCUCUUUUUAUCUUGUCGUGCCGUUGCUGCGAUUUCUUCUGCUGUUCCUGUUAAUAAUUUUUGAAGAUGACUCAGGCCAACAGAAAACGCGGACGUGACAUGGAAGAGGAAAAUGGUGAAUUCAUGCCUCUGAGCAAAAGGAUAAACAAUCUUCAUUUAAAUAAUUUGCAAGGAGGCGGACAAGAAAAUUUAUCAGAAAAUAUGGAAUCUCACUGGGGGAAUCAAAAUUUUGCCCCAUCACCAAAUCAUUCUGAACCAUCCCAAGGAUCAUCAUCCUGUGAUGGCUAUAGCUCCAGUCAAAGUAGCUACUCUGUUGAGUACAGGCCAGAACUUAGUGCCAGUGAAAAUCCUUACUAUUACGAAAAUAACAAACUUUUGUACAAUUUGCACAUGGAACGAAUGCAGAGAACAGAUAAUCAUUUUUAGAAAUUUUGUGAAUGUUGGCAUAGUAUGAAUGUAUCAUGUUAUGUGUGUUUGUUCUGUUGUGUAGUCACUUUGGAUUUUUCUAAGUGCAACUAAAAUUAUACUUGAAAUUAAUGGUGCCGAACAUUGCUUGGAUAAUCACUUGGCUGUGCAAGCUUGAACCCAAUGUUACCUAGUGGUGAUACGAUUAGAUCGAGUUACUAAUUUUGACACGACAAGCGUAAAGUCAUCAAGAACGAGUUCGAUGCUUAAGUCUACUGUGUACCGAAAUGUUAUUGAAAGUGCUUCUAACAAACUAACAAUACCAUACCGUAAUGCAGCAUUGCUUAAAAUUAAUUUACAGAGUUUAAUGAAUGAAUUGAGGAUUCCGUUGUUAUCUAUAUUGUCGCUUUAAACGGUCGAUUUGAAUUUAUGAAAAUUUAGAUUUGUAACUGUUGUUAAGACCAUGAAAAAAUCAAAAUGUUAUUGAAACGUAAUUGAAAAUUUUGUAUUUUACGUGUAUUUAUAGAAUUUUUUGUCAUCAGCUUAAAUUUUUGAAGCUUGAUAACAUGAUUUUAUAAGUUUUUGGAUUAUUUUUGAAAAUGUAUUAUAUUAAUGCUGUACAUUAUUUUUGUUGGACAAAGAUAAUCCAUAAAAAUACUAGAUUUUUUGUUUCAUUAAAAUCCAGCGCGAUCAUUGUUAAGUAUUUGAUGUUGCGUUAUUCAACGUGACGUGACUUGAAUAAAGUACAAGCUCAUUUAUUGAGCCAGUGAUGAAUCGCUUUUUAUUAAUAUAUAUAUACACGUAAAGAAUAAAAACAUAUUGAUCAAUGUAUUGUGGAAAAAUGCACAAAUCAUUCCGUCACACUUUGUUUUGAGGCAGUACAAUCACAAUAUUUGGAAGGUUACGACAACAUUAAAGUCAUUUUACCGAAGGUACGUCGACAUUGUGAAGAUAAAUUUUCUGUGCAUUUAUUUUUCAAAUGUAUUGUCAAUAAAUCAAUGGAAAUAGAUAAUUCGAACUGAUGAUGGAAGUAACAAGCAAUAACAAUUGAAGAUCAUGCAUUCGAUUUAUUGUAAAUUCAAAAAAAAAAA